Fusarium verticillioides 7600 is the source of this 720-nucleotide messenger RNA. RefSeq lists its product as hypothetical. NCBI's taxonomy places the organism in Eukaryota, Fungi, Ascomycota, Sordariomycetes, Hypocreales, Nectriaceae. The transcript has a single exon. The record is from RefSeq and is a predicted model, not a curated record. The coding region runs from base 1 to 720 and encodes 239 amino acids. Gene Ontology annotation, molecular function: RNA binding; RNA nuclease activity.
AUGCCUUCUCUUGCAGACUUGGGAGUCAUGGACCACAUGAGUAGGUCAGAUGAUGACAUGGAUGACAGUUUGUCAAUAUGCUCCUACUACUCUCUUUCCGACGUAGAGGACCUGCCAUUCAGGAAGAUCCCUGCGCAUGAAGUUCGCAAGCAAAGCGAGCAAGUCCCUGGGUACAGUCAUCUCUCUACAUACCCUCAUACUUUCCGUAACAGCGAGGCACUACCACUCAAGGUAGCCGGCCCGUGGCUGGAGUAUCCCCUCUGCCUUAAGGGCAGCUACAAACAGUCCAUGGGUAUGGAUCCAGGACCAGCGCGAGUCAUCAUCAACCCGUCUGUCCCUGGUGGACAUGACGUUAUUUAUCAUCCCACAAAGUGGGAAGGGAGGUUUCUUCAGGCCAAGUACCGACCUAAAGGGUACAGAGCAAAGAUCUCUGGAUGUACGGCUAUGCCUACUGUACCCUCCCCUCCAUCUUCACCUCUUUUAUCACCAUCUCUUCCUCUCUCGCCAUCUUCCAAUCUCUCUUUCUUUACACCUGCUUGUCCAGGUUUUUACGGAGCAUCUCAUGGGUUGACCCAGCUGACUCCUCAGCAAGCGUUUGCCUUGGCAGCUCAGCAACAGUAUUUUGCAUUGCAGCAACAGAGCCUGAUCGCUAGUUGCAUGUACCCACAGGUCAUGGGCUACAAUGGAGUUGUCCGCGGUCAGUCUUUGCUGGAGUUUUAA